AGCUGCAGGCGGCCGGCGCGGCGGCUGCCGGGAGGUGUAGUCACGUGGCGGCGCCGCCCCGGAUCCCUAUGGUAACGGCGGGCAGGGCGGCGGCGGCAGCGCGGGGAGCGGCGGGGCCCGGGGGCGCCGUGCAGGCGGGAAGCAGUGGUGGUUAUCAGCUGUCAGACUGCACAGACCUUGCCUGGAAGCUGCAUGAAAGGUCCUGCUGCUUCCUUCUGCAGCCGCUACUUGCAGCGCACCCCUGCCCUGUGCUGGCCUGGCUGCUUCUGCGGCUCCGCAACAAAACCACUCUGGAGAGGGGCAAGACCAGCAAAGAUGCUGCUGUAGAUGACUGACUCACUCCUGCCUCACGUGCAAUGGCUCUACAUGGCCUCUGCAGAACCAGAACGCACUGAGCUGGGCCCCAAACGGGAGAAGAGUGUUGGACUCAGGUUGGGUACUCCUCUGGCAGGGAGAGCUCAGCCACGCCGGGCCUGGCGCCUCACUCAGCAGCAGGCAAAACCCAUCUGGAAUUUAGAGAAGAAGUAUGUGAGUGCUUUCCAGGGUCGCAGCCUGCUGCCCUCAGGGAUCCCUCUGCAGCAGUCCUGCUUCCUGUGUCCACCGUCACUAUGCCACGCACACCCUGGUGAAGACGCCUUCCUGAGCCUGCCCUUGGCCCAGCCCUGCCUGGAUGUGGGCAGGAGCGCUCUGCUUUACCAACGCUCCUGCCCCAGACCCAAGCCUUCCAGGUUUCCUUUCCGAAGCCCUGCGGACACCGGCUCUGCCACAGCAAGGGUGAUGUCUUCCUUGCUGGUGGAGCCCUGCCUGCUGCCUGUACUGGUGGAGGAGCACUCUGGAACUGGGGUUGAAGGUUCUGUCCCCAGCUCAGGUCAGCAGACUUCUAGCUCCUACAGGCCGGUGCUCAAUAACAACUCCUUCCUACGGCCAAGCAGUGCUAAAGUGCCUUUGCUGCAGUCACCAGAGAUCAAGAAAGUGAAAAACAUCCACAACCUUCCUGCUGCCAAGUGGCCCCACUCCGGUAAUGAUGGAGACAGCUCCCCUGGAAGCCUGGUCAAUGGAGCAGUGAAAAGCAGCAGCCUUGUGUUGGAGCAAACCACAGUCCCCUCCCUGACUCUUGUGCCCAGCGGUGCGAUCCUCAGGAAGAACUGGUGCUCGCGGGAGAACGCUGAGAGGGGAGUGCACAGCUUAAAAGGGAAGGAGCUGGAGAUGAGCCUCACCGAGGCUGUGCAGCAGCCAGCCGGACAGACUGCCUCACACAACAGCUUUGGAUGUGAAGUCAAAAGCUCUGGCUUUAUGAACAUGGGCAGCCUGUCCAAUCGGCACAGCAGGUGGGGGCAGCACAUCAUAGCGCAACUCACCCCAAAAGAAAAUAUCGCUCCCCUGAACCUGGAGCUGGGUAGCCGUCGCCUUAACAGUAACUCGAGCCUUACAGGCACUCAUGGUGCGGUUGUCUGCACUAAGCGCAUCGGCGCCCAUCUCUUGGCCUCGCGUGCAGGCUCUCCUGACCGCAGCGCUGACGGCUGGCCUGUGAGCAGGCUGAACCCACACAGCGGGGAGCAGGUGCCGAGGGCAGAGCCUCCGUACCUUGCUGCUGUCUCCGAAGUGGCAACUCAGAUGUCCACCAUCCAGCUGGAGAAGGAGGAGAAAUGGACCCAGGCUGUGCUCCCAGGAAAGCCUGAUGUCACUGCUGAGGAGUCGCUGCUGGAGCCAGUCCAUCCCCAGGACAAAGCAGAGGAAGAACUUCCUGAUGGCUUGGAUGAGAGCUGCAGUCAGGAGGAGGAUGAGGAGGAGGACAGUGACUCAGAUGCUUCCUCUGUUGAUGGUGUGUCAUCCAGUGGCUCUGUGGCUCUUGUGUCCAGGAGCUGCACGGAGUGCCUGGCCCAGCCUGCUGAGGCUCAGGAGAAAGUGCUCAAACCAGCUCUUGUCUGCAGUUUAUUCCCUAAUGUGCCUCCAACCAUCUACUUCAGUACUCGGGAUGAGAGAGUGGAAAAGCUGCCUUGGGAGCAAAGGAAGCUGCUGCGAUGGAAAAUGUGCACAGUCACACCAAACAUAGUGAAGCAAACCAUUGUCAGGUCCCACUUCAGAGUCAGCAAAAAAAGUGAUGACUGGCUGGGCUGCUGGGGCCACCACAUGAAAUCCCCCAGCUUCAGAGCCAUCAGGGAGCACCAGAAGCUAAACCACUUCCCUGGUUCAUUUCAAAUUGGGAGAAAGGACCGUCUGUGGCGCAACCUGUUGAAGAUGCAGUCUCGCUGUGGGAAGAAGGAAUUUAACUUCUUCCCCCAGUCCUUCAUCCUGCCCCAGGACAUCAAAUUACUCAGGAAAGCGUGGGAAGAAGGAGCUAGCCGCCAGAAAUGGAUUGUGAAACCACCAGCAUCAGCCAGAGGCAUGGGUAUCCAGGUCAUCCACAAAUGGAGCCAGCUCCCCAAAAGGAGACCACUGCUGGUACAGAGAUAUCUGCACAAACCCUACCUCAUUGGCGGGAGGAAGUUUGACCUGAGGAUCUACGUUUAUGUCACUUGCUAUGACCCCCUCAGGGUUUACCUGUUCCAGGACGGAUUGGUUCGCUUUGCCAGCUGCAAGUACUCGUCCUCAAUGAAGAGCCUCAGCAACAAGUUUGUACACUUGACCAACUACAGUGUGAACAAGAAGAACACAGACUACAAGUCCAACUCGGAUGAGACUGCUUGUCAGGGACACAAAUGGGCACUCAAAGCUCUCUGGAGUUACCUGACCCAGAAGGGAGUUAAUAGCGAGGCCAUCUGGGAGAAGAUUAAGGACAUCGUUAUCAAAACCAUCAUUGCAUCUGAGCCCUAUGUAAACAGCCUGGUGAAGAUGUAUGUGCGGCGGCCGUAUUGUUGCCAUGAGCUGUUUGGGUUCGAUAUCAUGCUGGAUGAAAACCUCAAGCCCUGGAUCUUAGAGGUCAACAUUUCCCCAAGCCUCCACUCCAACUCGCCGCUGGAUGUGAGCAUCAAGGGCCAGAUGAUCCGAGAUCUCCUCAACCUCGCGGGCUUUGUUCUGCCCAGUGCAGACAGCUUGGCCUCAAGGCCACAGACAAGAAGUGGCUCUACCUGCAGUCAGGGCAGUGCUUCGAAGGAGAAACCCAAGCCAGCAUCUGAGCAUUUCAUAGCAGAGAAGAUGAAGAAGGCCUACUACUUGACACAGAAGAUACCUGACCAGGAUUUUUAUUCUUCUGUCUUGGACAUCCUGACCCCAGAUGACGUUCGCAUCCUGGUGGAGACAGAGGAUGAGUAUUCCCGGCGUGGGCAGUUCGAGCGAGUGUUCCCCACCCACAUCUCCAUGCGGUACCUGCGCUUCUUCGAGCAGCCUCGUUACUUCAACAUCCUGGUGACCCAGUGGGAGCUCAAAUACUACUUGAAUAAGCACAAAGGUCUGGAGCUACUGAAGAACUGGUGUGUCAAAGGGUACCACACUGGGACAGGGACAGAUUUGGCCCAGAUGUGGUCAUUGCCAAAGUCUUUCUUCCUCCAAAAGAGCAACGUUCAAUCAAAUGGCUUCAGCAAACUGGAACUGGGCAGACUGGGCACACUUUUCCCUUCAGCUACUGAGGACAUAAUGAGAUGUCAGGAGCCCAGGCCUACUCAGAGCUUCCCUCUCAACAAGUGCACUGGCGGAGCUGGCCAGAAACCUGCUGGCUGCCUCUCGGACACCACCCUGGUGAUGUGACCAGGCAGCUGACGUCCCUCCCUGGGGAUACCUCAACCUACCUCAAAGGAAGAGAUUGGAGCUGUCUCUGGAGAGCAAGGACUGUGGGAGACCCCUAUGCUGCACACUUGCCUGUGGGGCUGUUCUUGGAAAGGGAUGUUCUACAGGGAUAAAGGGGGAAAACCGCGUGACUUCUAUUUUUAAAACAAGUGGUGAGCUUGGGGAAAUGGAGUUUGUCUGGCCUUUGUCCUAGGCUGCUCUCAAAGCCUUGACGUAGUGGUGGUGGUUUCUUUGGUGCAUGGGAGCUGGCUAAGCUUGGAGGCAGCCUGACCUGCCUAUGUGUGACCAGCAUCACUUGAGCCCUUGCUCAGCUGUGUCUCCAUGCACUUGUCCUGAGCCACUGUAGCCUGUCCCAUGGAGAAAAGUCCCCAGCCCCUGCCCUGUUCCUCUGGAAUGAGCAGUGCUUGGGACUUCGAACUGAUCUGUUUCAUCCUUUCAAAAUGUCUGUGCCAACAUCCUGCCCUCCCCCAGCCCCAGGGCCUGUGUAAAACCUUGGGCCUGCACAUUGCUGCUUGAGGGAGACCAUGGGUAUCAGCACACCUCUGGUUUGUGUUGGGGGAAUUAGGGCUGCUGGGAAGGGACCAUCCUCUCGAGGUGACCUGCACUGUGCAUCUGGCGGCUGCAGCCUGGGCUCUGCUCUUUAUUUUCCUUCUGUUUCUCAAGGAUUUUUAUUAAAAUUUUACACUCUGCUGCUC
Molecule: messenger RNA, 4418 nt
Organism: Columba livia (rock pigeon)
Lineage: Eukaryota; Metazoa; Chordata; Aves; Columbiformes; Columbidae
Gene: TTLL4
Product: tubulin tyrosine ligase like 4
Exons: 20
Coding region: 328-3684 (1118 amino acids)
Biological process (GO): microtubule cytoskeleton organization; protein polyglutamylation
Cellular component (GO): cilium
Molecular function (GO): tubulin binding; tubulin-glutamic acid ligase activity
Source: RefSeq, a predicted model, not a curated record